UCGUUAUGAUGACUUCAGUCAAAUUAGUUCAUUUUCGCAAUAAAUUGACGUUUUGCUUGGUUUAACUGUAGUGAUUAUGUAAUCGUAUCGUAAACUGAGGACCGCAAUGUCUCAAUGAAGUGUGCUACUCCUUUCAAGUGGGCCCCGUUUUGAAUUCCGAUUUGUACUUCGCGAAGUUCUGAGCCACAAUUACUAUUGUCAAGUCGAAUAAAAUUGGUUUGACGACAAACAAUUCCCAAAGAAAAUUAUACUAUACGUUAACAAAGCAUAACAAAAUUGGACGUUGAGGGGGAAAAGAAAUCUCACGAAGUCAGAUUUUUUUUUUGUAAGAACAUUUUUUGUUAGCGUCGUGGUACCUAACGGUAUCAUUGGCUGUAUACAGAAUAGGAAGGGGGAAAACAAACGGCGCAAAAGAGGUUCCCAUUGGUAGAGCGUAGGAGAGAAGAACAAACUUUAAGAACUAGAGGAGUUGCUGGUGGUUUCUUUAGUGCAAGUGCAACACCCACUGGACCGCCAGUUGCAAGUCCACCGUGGUCCGAGUCGCACACGAUUUUGAGAUAGGUGUCGUGUUCUUCCUCUCCAAAUCUUUCAGAAACUUUUCCUCGUAUCGACAACAUCAUGUACGUUAUUUGAAGUUGUUUUUCCUUUCGCCAAUUAUUUCAACACAUCCAAGCCCCUGCGUGUAGUCCAAUACAGGAAGGAAUACAACUGGAUAGCUGAUCGGAAUCAUCAUGAUUCUGUACGUCCUAGUGGCAUUUUCAAUGUCUUUUAUUGCCGUCUAUGGCAACCCACUUGACCAACCUUUGCCUUUAAAUUCGGAUUUUUGGGAAAAAAAAUCGCAAUACUAUUCACAUGGAGAAUCAUCCGAACAAGAUGUCCGAUUGGCGGAAGAAAUUGUCGUCGAGAGAUUACGCACCAAUGACGAUAAGAAGGCUCAACGAUUAGAAGCUCAGUUAGAGCUGAUAGCUCCUGUUGUCGAUCAAGCUGAACGCAAAUGGACCCAACUGGCUGAUUUGGAGCAUUUGAAUUUCACGGCUAUCGAAUGGGAAAUCGAAAACGAACUUCCCGAGCCCAACGACCGUACGUGGCGUAAAGGGCGAGGUCGUGGGGCGCGUGGAUUACCAGCUUUCCUGGGCAAUGCCGUCAAAUUGUUUGACCUGAAACAAGUCGUCAAAGAAUUGGAGACUUCCGUCAUGACUUCCGUUUCUUGCUCAGCUUGUAAAGCAGGUGUCGGUCUACUGCAGCAUUACGUUGAUUCAGGCAAGUCGACAGACGAAAUCGUUCAUGCAGCCACCAAACUGUGCAUGAGUCUCAAAAUCGAAUCACGUCGAGUUUGCGAAGGCAUUAUUCUCGCCAUGGCUGAAGAAGUUGUCUUUGUUUUGUCGCGGUUGAUUCUCACGGCUGACGAAAUCUGUGGUUUCGUCAUCGGUGACGUGUGUGCCAUCCCGUACAACCCGUACCACGAUUGGGAAGUCGCUUUGCCGCCCAUUCCAAAACCGGCUCUCAUUAGCCAACAAAUACCCAACGGCGGUGUUGCUGCUCAACCGUUGAAGGUCCUUCACCUGUCCGAUACUCAUUUUGAUCCCUACUAUCACGAAGGAAGUACAGCCAAUUGUAACGAACCACUCUGCUGCCGACUGACGGACGGCAUUCCGGAUUCGCCGACUAACGGAGCUGGACGCUGGGGAGAUUACCGCAAAUGCGAUACACCAAGACACACCAUUGAAAGCAUGCUGCAACAUAUUGCCAAUUAUCAUCAGGAUAUUGACUUCAUCAUUUGGACGGGUGAUCUUCCACCUCACGACGUCUGGAAUCAGACGCGUAACGAUAAUCUCUACGUUUUACGGGAGACGGUCCGCCAGCUGACCUAUUAUUUUCCCAACGCUCGCAUUUUUCCCGCACUAGGCAACCAUGAAAGUGCGCCCGUUAACAGUUUUCCUCCUCCGAAUAUCGAGGCUACUCAUACAAUGGAUUGGUUGUACGAUGAACUAGAUCUUCUCUGGCGUAGAUGGUUACCCGAUUCUACAUCACCAACCGUCCGAAAAGGCGCCUUCUAUUCAGUUCUCGUCAGCCCAGGCUUCCGGAUGCUUUCACUCAAUAUGAAUUAUUGCAACAACAAAAAUUGGUGGUUAUUAUUGAAUAGCACAGAUCCAGCCCAAGAGCUUCAAUGGUUAGUUUACGAACUCCAAAGUGCCGAACUCAAGGGCGAAAAAGUACAUAUAUUAGGCCAUAUUCCCCCCGGCCACAGCGAUUGCCUCAAAGUUUGGUCACACAACUAUUACCGGAUCGUCAACAGGUAUGAGGCGACCAUCGCAGGCCAGUUUUUCGGGCAUACUCAUUUCGAUGAAUACGAAGUGUUUUACGACGAAGUUUACCGUGGCCGGGCUUCCAGCAUCGCUUAUAUCGGUCCUUCGGUGACACCUUACUACGGCCUUAAUCCGGGCUACCGGAUUUACCACGUCGACGGAAAUUAUGCUGGAACAUCCCGCAUGGUUGUCGAUCACGAAACGUGGAUUAUGGAUCUUCAAGAAGCCAAUCGGCACAAUGUCGAUUCUCCCCGCUGGUAUCGACUUUACACGGCCCGCGAGGCGUUCCGGAUGCCAUCGCUGACACCUCAAGAUUGGGACCAUUUAGUUCAUCGUAUGACCUACGACGACAACCUCUUUCAAACUUAUUACAAGUACUAUUGGAAAGCAUCUCCUGUACGGCCGAGUUGCGAUGCCGAUUGCAAGAAACGAUUACUGUGCGAUCUAAAAUCUGGCCGUUCAAAUGAUCGAAAAUUGACCUGCCAAGAAAUCGAAGAGCGAAUUGACAGCACGAAAAAGAGCUCCUCGUGGAAGACGUGGCUGUUUAAUGGAGUUUCAGUUUUGGCACUGGGCUUUACGUUACCUCAUCUGCCAGCGCUGUUUGGAUAAAUGCUCCCAUCACAGAACCUCUCGCCUGGAUUCAAAAGUGAUAUUCGCCCUCAUACUAUAUUAAAAGGAUUGGAAAAGUUUUAUACCGGAUGGACGUCUUGUUGUUGUUGACUGUGUACAUAAUAAAAAAAAUAAAAAAAUAAAAAAAAAAUAAAAAAAAAUAAAAAAAAUAUGGUGUGUUUGCCGCA
Molecule: messenger RNA, 3103 nt
Organism: Daphnia magna
Lineage: Eukaryota; Metazoa; Arthropoda; Branchiopoda; Diplostraca; Daphniidae
Product: sphingomyelin phosphodiesterase
Exons: 10
Coding region: 732-2915 (727 amino acids)
Biological process (GO): sphingomyelin catabolic process; ceramide biosynthetic process
Cellular component (GO): lysosome
Molecular function (GO): acid sphingomyelin phosphodiesterase activity
Source: RefSeq, a predicted model, not a curated record